Molecule: messenger RNA, 1716 nt
Organism: Lachancea meyersii CBS 8951
Lineage: Eukaryota; Fungi; Ascomycota; Saccharomycetes; Saccharomycetales; Saccharomycetaceae
Source: the annotation of a GenBank genome assembly
AUGUCUGAUAAAAUUACCGAGAAACUAAAAGCCUUCUCCAACAAGGUGAUGACCAACGACUCGUCCAGUAAUAACAGCCACCAAAGCCAGAGACCCGCUUACACCGCAGUAGACGUGGAUCCUCUCCAGAAAUCCGGAAACGACCCCCAGGCACGUCAUGUGACCGAUGACCAGCGCGCGCACGCGCCAGGCACGCACGUGCAGCCCCAGGAGGGCAAGCCCCGCACCAAGUCGUUUUUGGAAAACGACGGCAUCGACGAAAUGAAGCCUACCACGCGCAAGCACCGGGUCUCGUCGAUCUCGCUGAGCGACCAGUGGCGCAUUAACCAGGAGCUGCAGCCCAUGACCGCCGUGGACAGAGGCAACGACGGCGGCCCCAGCGCCCCCGGGUCCAGAUCCGCGUCCCGCAAGGCCUCCGUAUCGCGCAAGGCAUCGGCGUCGUUGUCACGCCGCUCCUCCAACGCCGUGCGUUACCGCAAGCAGACCAUCGACCACGAGCGUAUUGCCUCGUAUGCGUUUGCCUUCGAUAUCGAUGGUGUCAUUGUCCGCGGGCCGGAAACCAUCCCUGAAGCCCGGGAGGCGCUGCGUAUGCUAAACGGCCACAACAAGUACAACAUCAAGGUGCCCUAUAUCUUCAUCACCAACGGUGGUGGACGGUCCGAAAAGGCCCGUUGUAAGGACUUGUCUAAGAGAUUGGGUAUCACGGUAACCGAAGAUCAGGUAAUUCAAGGCCACACGCCCAUGAAGGAUUUGGUUCCUGCUUACAAAAACGUUUUGGUUGUAGGUGGUGUGCUGGAUUCAUGUCGCAAGGUAGCCCAGGAUUACGGGUUUGACAACGUUUAUAUCCCACUCGACGUGAUGAAAUGGAACCCAAGUGUCACCCCUUACUACCAAUUGUCCGAGGAAGAAAAGAGCGUGGCUCGCGACGUGGACUUUUCCAAGAUCUCCAUCGACGCCAUCUUGGUUUUUGCCGACUCUAGGAACUGGGCCGCUGACCAGCAAAUCAUCUUGGAGAUCCUAUUGUCUAAAAACGGUGUGAUGGGCACUGUGGCCCAAGAUCCUUCCGAAAACCACGUUGGUCUUUACUUUGCCCACUCAGACUUUGUGUGGGCCACCGACUACGGUCUCUCGCGGUACGGUAUGGGGGCGCUACAAGUGUCCAUUGCCGCUUUGUAUCAAGAACACACUGGCCGCGAGUUGCAAGUCACCAGAUUUGGUAAACCACAACGCGGUACUUUCAGAUUUGCCGAAAAGGUUUUAACGAAUUGGAGAAGAAACACUCUCAGCGAGCACGUUGAGAAUUUGAGCUUAGAAGAUGCCGGUUUGUCCGAUUCCGACGACGACGACGACGACGACGACGACGACGACAGCAACAAUGCGAGCGAGUCAGAACCUCUCACUUUGCAAAAGGACUCCAAGUUGUCGCUAGAAUUACCUCCCGCAUCCACUGUUUACUUUGUGGGUGACACUCCAGAAUCUGAUAUUAGAUUUGCCAACUCUCAUGACUCUUCUUGGUUCUCUAUUUUGGUCAAAACAGGUGUUUUCCAAGACAACAAAAUACCAAAAUACACACCAAAGCAGAUUUGCGACGAUGUUUUAGAGGCCGUCAAGUUUGCUAUUGAAAGAGAGCACAAGAAAGAGGUUGAAGAAUGGAAUGAAACUGCUGUUGAAGCGCCCGUUGUGGUAGAGACUACGACCACAGUCAGCGGCAGAUAA